CAUGUGUGCGUUUCAGAGAGAGUGAGGGAGCAAGUAAGUGUGUGUUUCAGAGAGAGAGAGAGAGAGAGAGAGAGUGUGUGUGUGUGUGUGUGUGUGUGUGUGAGUGAGAGAGUUGUGGCAUGAUUUGUUUGCUGAUCGGAGCCAAUAGAAAGCUGGCAGUUUGAUCAGAUCCACAUGCGAGAGACGCAGAAGAAGCAGCAGACACACACACACACACACAGAUUUAUAGAGUCCGUCAGAGAUCAAACUCUCAGACAUACUGAAGACUCUCAGGGGCUGAACAUCCAUGGGCUUCUUCAUCAUCAUCACCUUCAUCAGUGUCUGAGCACACACUCCAGCAGGAUGAGCAGUAAGGUGGCGCUGUGUCUGCUGUUGGCUGGCGCUCUGUGUGUGGUCUCCGCCGCCCGCAAGAACCGCCCACAAAGCUCCGUCCCAUCACCCUACAAAACCAGCUCCAACACCUCUGACCGCCGCACGCGCAAACAAGAAGUGCUCGCCUCCAGCCAGGAAGCGCUGGUGGUGACCGAAAAGAAGUACCUGAAGAGCGACUGGUGUAAGACGCAGCCGUUGCGGCAGACGGUCAGCCAGGAGGGCUGCAGGAGCCGCACCGUCAUCAACCGCUUCUGCUACGGCCAAUGCAACUCCUUCUACAUCCCACGGCACGUCAAGAAGGAGCAGGAGUCCUUCCAGUCCUGUGCAUUCUGCAGGCCGCAGCGCUUCACCAGCCUCACUGUAGAGCUGGACUGUCCAGACCUGCAGCCGCCGGUCCGAUACCGCAAGAUCCAGCGCAUCAAGCAGUGCCGCUGCAUGUCUGUGAGCGUGUCCGAGUCGGGGAAACAGUGACAAACACACACCGAGGUCUUUCUGUAGAUGCUGCUGCUGCUAACCAGAGCUGAAGGACUGUGAACGCUCGGCUCCUGUAAACACACAACUCAUUCCAGAGGAGUUACAAAUGCUGGACCACAAAGACUGAUUACCACAACACAUGCAUAACUAGACUGAUCCUAGAGAUUCUAUACAAAUAUGGUACAGGAAGAUAUUAUAUAUGUAGAGAGAUACCUGAUAUCUAUAUUAAACUAUUGAGUUUUACUGUUGUCUUUUACUGUCAUCUUACUGUGAGUCCAAACACAGACUACAGGCUCUGGGGAUUCCAAGAAAAACAAAAGUUAGAAUCGAGUAAAUACAAAAAAUAAAAACAUAAUAAAAUAACAAAAAAUAACAAAGUCAGUAUUCUAUGAUGUAAACAGAAUUUCAAAAAAGCAGUCAGAAUGAUUUGAUUUUCCAUGAUUUAAAUCAGAAUUCGAAAAAUGUCAGUUCCAUAAUUUCAACUCAGAAUUCCAAAACAGUAUUCAGAGUUUCCAAAAAAAAAAACUAAAUUCCAUGACGUAAACACAGAAUUCUAAAAAAGAAGUCAGAAUUCCAUGACAUAAACACAAAAUUCCAAAAAAGGGUCAUAAUUUCAAAGUUAAAAUUGCAUAAUUAUAACUUAGAAUUCCCCAAAAAAGUCAGAAUUCCACGAUUUCAACUCAGAAUUCAAAAAAGGGUCAAAAUUCCAAAGUUAGAAUUCCCUGAUUUAAAGUCAGAGUUCCAAAAAAAAGUCAGAAUUCCAAAAAAGUCAGAAUUCCAUUAUUUAAAAUCAGAGUUCCAAAAAAGUCAGAAUUCCAUGAUUUCAAAUCAGAAUUAAAAAAAAAUAAAAAAAUAAAUAAAAAAUCCGAAUUCCACAAUGUAAACAGAAUUCCAAAAAAGGGGUCAGAAUUUCAAAGGUAAAAUUCCAUAAUUUCAACUCGGAAAUCUCUCCCUAAUUCUAAGUUAGAAUUCCAUGAUUUAAAGUCAGAAUUCCAAAAAAGAAGUCAGAAUUCCAAAAAAGUCAGAAUUCCAUUGUUUAAAAUCAGAGUUCCAAAAAAGUUAGACUUCCAAAAAAGUCAGAAUUCCAUUGUUUAAAAUCAGAGUUCCAAAAAAGUCAGACUUCCAAAAAAGUCAGAAUUCCAUGAUUUAAAAUCAGAAUUUAAAAAUAAAUAAAUAAAUAAAAAAAUCUGAAUUCCACGAUGUAAACAGAAUUCCAAAAAAGGGGUCAGAAUUUCAAAGGUAAAAUUCCAUAAUUUCAACUCGGAAAUCUCUCCCUAAUUCUAAGUUAGAAUUCCAUGAUUUAAAGUCAGAAUUCUAAAAAAAGUCAAAAUUCCAUGAUGUAAACACAGAAUUCCAAAACAGAAGUCAGACCUCCAUAAUGUAAACACAGAAAUCCAAAAAGGGUCAGAAUUCCAAAGUUAGUAUUCCAUGAUUUCAACUCAGAAUACCAAAAAAGUAUUCGGAGUUCCAAAAAAAAAAAAAAAAAAAAAAAAAAAAAAAAAAAAAAAAUCUGAAUUCCAUGAUAUAAACCCAGAAUUCCACAAAAGUCAGAAUUCCAUGACGUAAACACAGAAUUCCAAAAAAGAAGUCAGAAUUCCAUGAUUUAAAAUCAGAAUUCCAAAAAAUAAAUAAAUAAAUAAAUCAGAAUUCCAUGAUGUAAACACAGAAUUACAAAAAAGGGGUCAGAAUACCCCCCCCCCCCAGAGUUUUUUGGAACUCUGAAUACUUUUUUGGUAUUCUGAGUUGAAAUCAUGGAAUUCUGACUUUUUUUUUUUUUUUUUUGGAAUUCUGACUUUAAAUCAAGGAAUUCUAACUUAGGAAUUCUGAAACCUUUUUGGAAUUCUAAGUCAAAAUUCCAUCAUGUAAACACAGAAAUGCAAAAAGGGUCAGAAUUCCAAAGUUAGAAUUCCUUGAUUUAAAGUCAGAAUUCCAAAAAGAAAAAA
Danio rerio (zebrafish) is the source of this 2789-nucleotide messenger RNA. Lineage: Eukaryota; Metazoa; Chordata; Actinopteri; Cypriniformes; Danionidae. The record is from RefSeq and is a predicted model, not a curated record.